AAGGUUUCAUGUAUUGUAAGAGGCGCGCGGCUGUCAGCGGAACUUACGUUUGACGUCAACCGUGCGGUGCUGCCACCAAAGUAUACCGGAUGGUGAGCACGUAUGCGCGCGCACGCGAGAGCGUGACCACGAGAUUCUUACGGCAUCGGAAGGGAGACACUCUCCUUCGGGUUUUGCGAGCGAUAGGUAAUAGCGCGAGCAAGAGGGUCAUUGUGAUAAUUUGUGUAAACGAGUUAAUUUUGAAGGAAUUAUAUCUUAACUUACCAUUCCAAUAAUGUCUCAAAGUUAUUCUCCCUUGACUCCAAGAUUCCUACCUUGUAUCGAUAUCCUUCGGAAAUAAGCUGCAUCCACGCGCCUUCUCAAGGAUCUCUAAGGCUCACGAGGCUUUCCUGACACCAAGAGAUUCUACCAGACGCUGGAGGAACCGCUCCGAAAUCGAUAAGGAUAGGUUUAGUUCAGUUAUUACAAUCUCAGAAGUGGGAUUGGCAGCAGGAUUGCUCCGUGUUGCAGGAACGGAGUAGUGUGACCGGAAGGUUCGAGAACAUUCGAACACGUGAUCGGCGCAUGGUACGGACACGUAAGCAGCUGGUAAUGGAUCGGGCAAGUCUUGAGAGGCUUACCCUCGAGGAACUAAAAGACGAGGCGGCCAGAUAUAGACUGCCUAUUACCGGGACCAGCAGCACGCUCAUCGAUACCAUCAUGACACAUCUGGAAAGGCAUGGGCCGAUGGCGGAGAUGCUGGACCUAGCUGCUCCCAGGCAACAGCCGGGUGCCGUACCGAAGACAGCAAAGGCGGCCCCGGCACGCACCGGUCCGCAGACGCCAACGGAGGCGGACCCGAUGCAACAGAUGUUGCUGGUGAUGCAGGGCCAGCAGCAACAGUUGACGAAGAUCCUCCAGCUACUGGUGGAUCAGCAGGCGGAGGUCUCACGGCAGCGGGAGGCGCCGACGGCGACUCUCGACCGGGUGCUGUCGAGGGACUCCCCGUCGGAUGAGACGGGCCGACGGUCUACGGAAUCGUGGUCAACGGGAUCCGCAGUGCAGGCGCUGGCCCAUCAGAUUCCAGAGUUCGCCGGCUCCGAGGAGAACAACGUCCAUGCCUGGGUGAAGAGGGUGGACAAGGUUGCCCAAGUACACGGAGCGACAGACGGAGCGACGUUGCUGGCGGCCUCCAGCAAGCUCACGAAGUCCGCACGCCGCUGGUUCGACGUCCAGGGUGACACGGCCGUCGAAUCAUGGGUAGGCCUGCGCGCAGAAAUGAUAAAGAUAUUUGAUCGAAAGAUUCCGUUCUUUAGAUCCAUGCAGAGAAUUGAGGCGAGAAAAUGGUUACCUGCCAAGGAAUCCUUCGACGAGUACGCGUUAGAGAAGCUGUCUCUGAUGCACCGGCUGGACCUUCCUGAGGACGACCGUAUCCAACUCCUGGUGAGUGGCAUCCAGCAGAUGUCCCUGAGGGCCACAGCGUUGUCGUUGUCGGCCGGCAGCGUGGACUCCUUUCUAGAGAAAAUGCGCACGAUCACGCAGGGCACGAUGGAGGUCGAAAGGAAGGCUGCCCCUAGUUCGUCGCAGGCCAAGAUGGAUAGCAGCUGUAAAAACUGUGGAAAAAAAGGACACAGUCAUCAACAGUGCAGGGCUGAUGCUACUUGCUUCUAUUGCAAGGAGCGAGGACAUCGAAGGUUCGAUUGUCCGGCCCUGAGGAAGAAGGAGAGCAGAACGGCGGCUAAGGUGACCAGCGCAUCGACGGUGGCUGCGACGUGCAGAGAUCUAGACCCAGCCGACGCGAACGAGGUUGCGGCCGUUGACGAGGUCGGCUCACAGCUGGUCGUGGAUAACCCACUAAUUCAAGUAAGCCUGUCAAGGACAACGGAAAAAUUGUUAGCGAUGUUGGACACCGGCAGCCCCGUGUCCUUCGUUAAGGCGAGCGCGUAUAAAAAAUAUAUCGACCCGAGCGGUAGCGAAAUCGCAAGCGUAGAAACAAAUUUGCGUAAUUUGUCUAAUGAAAAAUUACAGAUUCUUGGCAUAAUCUCAUUAAAGCUGAAAAUAGAAAAAUUGAAUUCUAAGGAAUUUUCGGUCGAUUUACAUGUUUUGAAUAGCGAGUCGUUCCAAGGUGAUAUCAUUAUAGGUCGCGAGUUUCUGUACAAAAACAAACUUACCUUGGUCUAUAAUCCGGCGGCGAAGGACAUCGAACAAAAGAUAAACUUGUUUUCGUUUCUGCCCUUGUGCGUCGACGAACAAAGAACGGACGAUCUGAAUCAAAUAAUAAGCGAUAAUAAUAUAGAUUUCGAUUUUAAAGUAAAGCAACAAUUACAGAAUUUGAUAUUAAAUGUUAGAAAUCGGGAUAUUGUACCGGUCGACGAUGACUAUGCGGUACAGGUCAACGUGAAGGAUACGUCGGUAUUCGCGUACGCUCCGAGACGGUUUGCGUUACAGGAAAGAAAGCAAAUGCGAGAAAUCACGGAUGACCUAUUGAGACGAGGGGUGAUCCAGCCGAGCGCAUCGCCUUAUUGUGCGAGGGUCCUCCUAGUUAAAAAAAAGAAUGGACAGCCAAGGCUAUGCGUAGAUCUGCGACCACUAAAUAGUCGGGUACACAAACAGAAGUACCCUUUUCCAAUCAUUGAGGAUUGUCUAGCGAGUUUAGGCGAGAAAAAGAUUUUCACUCUUUUAGACCUCCGUGAUAGUUUUUAUCAAAUCAAGAUACAUAAAGAUUCGAGGAAAUAUUUAUCAUUCGCGACCCCGGAGGGUCAAUUCGAAUUUAAACGCCUACCGUUUGGUUUUUGUGAGUCUCCUGCCGAGUUUCAAAAGAGACUCAUACAGAUACUGAGCCCGCUGAUUCGGCAAGACAAGGUACUCGUGUACAUCGAUGACGUGUUGAUCGCGUCGAAGACAAUCCGGGAAAACCUAGAAGUUUUAGAGGAAGUGUUAGUACUGCUCAAGAUGUAUGGCUUCGAGUUAAAUUACCAAAAGUGUAAAUUUUUAAGAAAACAAGUAGAGUUCUUAGGGUAUGUAAUAUCAGGCGAGGGUGUUACGAUAAGCCCCCGUCAUACUGAGGCAGUGAAAAACUAUAGGCAACCCCGAGAUAAACUUCAAUUGCAAAGAUUCUUGGGGCUCGCGAAUUAUUUUAGAAAGUUUGUAAAGGAUUACGCACAGAAGGCGAAACCUUUACAAAACCUGUUAAAAAAGGGGCGGAUUACAAUUUUGAUAAGGCAUGCGUACAGUCUUUCGAAAAAAUAAAAGCCGAACU
This is a messenger RNA of Nylanderia fulva, 3238 nucleotides long. Lineage: Eukaryota; Metazoa; Arthropoda; Insecta; Hymenoptera; Formicidae. The record is from RefSeq and is a predicted model, not a curated record.